Molecule: messenger RNA, 1974 nt
Organism: Cololabis saira (Pacific saury)
Lineage: Eukaryota; Metazoa; Chordata; Actinopteri; Beloniformes; Belonidae
Gene: dek
Product: DEK proto-oncogene
Exons: 11
Coding region: 180-1613 (477 amino acids)
Biological process (GO): regulation of double-strand break repair; chromatin organization
Cellular component (GO): nucleus
Molecular function (GO): DNA binding; histone binding
Source: RefSeq, a predicted model, not a curated record
UCACCGGGCUGGUCCAAUCAGCGCCGCCCCCGCCCCCUAAGCCCCGCCCCCCGAACUCAAACAGCAUCAGAUCCAGAACCGCGUCUUUCCUCCAGCAGGUAAAACUUUACAGGACCAGGACCAGGACCAGGACCAGGAACAGGACUAGAACCAGAGCCAGAACCAGGACCGACAGAGACAUGAGCCAGCCGGAGCCCGUGGACAGCCCAGUGCUGUCGGAGGAGGUGGAGGACCAGGAGGACCAGGAGGACCAGGAGGAGUCCAGGGGGGACUCCAGUCCCGGGAAAAAGUCUGCGGUGGGGGACGUGCUUGAGGGGAAACGGGCCAAGAAGACGGUGGAGAGACUGGACUUCCAGGCCCCGAAGCAGAAAGAGAAGCUGAAGAUCGGAGACGGCCGCGGGGCUAAGCUCGGCGACAUCCCCCGCUCCAACCACCAGAUCACCAGGAUGAAGCCGGCCGACCUGAAGCCGCUGCACGCUAUCCUGUUUGACCGGCCGGGGAAGAUGGCGUCCAUCAAGAAGAACCUCCGUCUCUUUAACGGCUUCAACUUCCUGGAGGAAAGUCAGCAGUUCCAGAGGAAGAGAGACAAGCUGCUGAAGAGCUUCACCAACUCCAGGCUGAAGGAGGUCUGCUCGGUUCUGGACCUGGAGAAGAAAGGAACCCACUCAGACCUGGUGGACCGGAUCCUGACCUUCCUGGUGCUGCCCCGGAGCUCUGGCAAGCGUCUCCCCGUGAAGAAGAGGAGGAAGUCCAAGAAGAAGCUGUCGGGGGACGACUCCAAGAAGAAGAAGAGCAGCAGGAAGACUUCGUCCUCGUCCUCGUCACCCAAGAAGUCCAAGUCCAAGGCCAUCGUCAUGGAAACCAGCAGCGACGACGAAGAGGAGGAAGAGGAGAAGAAGACUGAGGGAUCGGACGGAGAAAAGGAGGAAGAGGAGGAGAGGGAGGAGGAGGAGCAGCGCUCCGACCAGUCAGAGGAGGAGGAAGAAGAGGAAGACGAGUCCUCCAAGUCCAAGAAGAAGACGACGAAGUUGCCGCCAAAGAGGCAGCGGACACCAGCGAAGAAGAGUGAAGCUCCCAAGAAGAAGAAGAGAGGAAGGAAGGAGGAAUCGGAGGAGGAGGAGGAGGAGGAGCACUCCGACCAAUCAGAGGAAGAGGAGGAGGAAGAGGAAGACGAGUCCAAGAAGAAGACGACGAAGGCGCCGCCCAAGAGGCAGCGGACACCAGCGAAGAAGAGUGAAGCUCCCAAGAAGAAGAAGAGAGGGAGGAAGGAGGAAUCAGAGGAGGACUCUGAUUCUGAGGAGAAGCCCCAGAAGAAGAAAUCAGCUCCAGUUAAAGUCACUGCUAAAACCAAGAAGGCCGACAGCAGCAGCAGCAGAACCCGAGUUACCGCAGACUCCAGCUCUGACGAGGACGAGCCGCUGAUCAAGAUGGUGAAACGUUCCCCGACAGACGAUCAGCUGAAGGAAACGGUGCAGGAUCUGCUGAAGGAGGCGGAUCUGGAGGAGAUGACCAUGAAGAGGAUCCUGUCCAAGGUGUUCGACACGUUUCCAGAACACGACCUGACGAGCAGGAAGGAUUUCAUCAAACAGACCGUCAAAUCUCUGAUCACAUGAAGGUGCUGCAGAACCAGAACCUCCUCCAGAACCAGAACUUCCUCCAGAACCAGAACUUCCUGUCCCAUGUUCUUCAUGAUGUUUGUUUUUAAGUUUUUUAUAGUUUGAUUCAGAUGUUUUUAUUCUGAGUCUGAAUGUUGGAGAUUCAUGAAGAACCGGAGUCUGAGGAUCAUCUGCAUCGGGAAGAUCCUGGUCCAGGUCCUGGUUCUGGACCAGGAUCUGGAUCCACAAGGACCAAGUUCUGGUUCAGUUCCAGCAGCUGAAUCUUUUCUCAUCAGAACUUCUAGAAACUUGUGGACUCUGUUCAUUUUUUCUUUCUUGUUCUUUUACUUUUUCAUUAAAAUGUAUAAUUUGUUUCAAA